UCCCGGCGGCUCCGGCUGGAAACGCGGCCCCGGGGAGGGAGGGCGGCGGCAUGGCGGCCGUGCUGCGGCGGGCAUGGCGGGGCAGGCGGGCGGCGCUGCUGGAGCCCCGCUACACGCCGCUGGUGGCCGCCUGCCUCUGCCUGGCCGAGGGGGGGGUCAACCUGUGGGUGAUCCGCAGGGUGCCCUACACCGAGAUCGACUGGAAGGCCUACAUGGCCGAGGUGGAGGGCUUCGCCAACGGCACCCGCGACUACACGCAGCUGCGCGGCGACACCGGGCCGCUGGUCUACCCGGCCGGCUUCGUGUACGUCUUCCUGGGGCUCUACUACGCCACGGGGCGAGGCGCCGACGUCCGCCUGGCGCAGUACAUCUUCGCCAGCCUCUACCUCCUCAACCUCCUCCUGGUCUUCCGCAUCUACUGCCGAACCAACAAGGUCCCCCCGUACGUUUUCUUCUUCAUGUGCUGCGCCUCCUACCGCAUCCACUCCAUCUUCGUCCUGCGGCUCUUUAACGACCCCGUGGCCAUGGCCAUCCUCUUCCUCGCCGUCAACCUCUUCCUGGAGGAGCGCUGGUCCUGGGGCUGCCUUCUCUUCAGCCUGGCCGUGUCGGUGAAGAUGAACAUCCUGCUCUUCGCACCCGGGCUGCUCUUCCUCCUCCUCAAACGCUUCGGCCUCCUGGGCUGCAUCCCCAAGCUGUGCAUCUGUGCCCUGCUCCAGGUGGUCCUGGGGCUGCCCUUCCUGCUCGUGAACCCCGUGGGGUACCUGAGCCGCUCCUUCGACCUGGGGCGCCAGUUCCAGUUCAAGUGGACGGUGAACUGGCGCUUCCUCCCAGAAGAGGUUUUCCAGAGUCGGGCUUUCCAUGCCCUGCUGCUGCUGGCUCACCUGGCUGGCCUGGGGCUCUUCGCGCUGCACCGGUGGCACAGGUCCAGCGAGAGCAUCCUGUCUCUGCUAAAGGACCCCGCCGACAGAAAGCACCCGUCCCCUCCGCUGAGCGUCAACAAGAUCGUCUUCGUCCUCUUCUCCUCCAACUUCCUGGGCGUCUGCUGCAGCCGCUCCCUGCACUACCAGUUCUACGUCUGGUAUUUCCACACGCUGCCCUACCUGCUGUGGUGCACCCCGACUGCCAAGCUCGCCCACAUGCCCAAGGUGCUGCUGCUGGGUGUGAUCGAGCUCUGCUGGAACACCUACCCCUCCACGGUCUGCAGCUCCCUCUCCCUGCACAUCUGCCACGGACUCGUCCUGCUCCAGCUCUGGUACGGCACGGCCCCGCUGCCGGCCCCGCACGUGCCUCAGCCGAGCAAGAAGCCCGCGCCCCUCUCCAAGAAGGCGCAGUGAGAGCGUGGCCGGCUGGACGAUGGGAACGGGCUCUGGGACUGCUCCUUCUGCCUGGUCUUCUUCCCAACCAGCUCCCAGGCUGCCCCCGCUCGCCCCGGGAGGGCCCCGAGUCCUGGAACUGUGCGAAGGGGGCAGUGCGGGGACCCCCCAGCGGGCAGGACUUCUCCAAUAAAGGGGGCUUCAGGAGCCCUUCCCCAGC
Cygnus atratus (black swan) is the source of this 1533-nucleotide messenger RNA. RefSeq names its product ALG3 alpha-1,3- mannosyltransferase (gene ALG3). The transcript is spliced from 9 exons. Gene Ontology annotation, cellular component: endoplasmic reticulum. Bases 51 to 1334 code for a protein of 427 amino acids. Gene Ontology annotation, molecular function: dol-P-Man:Man(5)GlcNAc(2)-PP-Dol alpha-1,3-mannosyltransferase activity. NCBI's taxonomy places the organism in Eukaryota, Metazoa, Chordata, Aves, Anseriformes, Anatidae. The record is from RefSeq and is a predicted model, not a curated record.